AUGACCAGCAAUCCAUACGAGUUGGCGCCUGGCCACGUUCUAUUCAAGCCGAAGAACAAGUCUCGGUACUGCACGGUCGCUACUCUGAAAGACAAUGAGGGCGGCUUCAGUGAAGACGAUGUACGCGACUUCAUUCAAUUCAGUCAUCAAGGUCUGUUCAAAAAGCUCAAAGGACUGCCUAUUCCGUCCGAUCACGUCGAAGAGCCUGCAGAUCUUGGCUAUGCUCAUCUUACCGCUGCCGAAUCCGUUCUCACCAUGAGCGCGUCCAUGCAGCUCCCCGAUGGUCGCCCCCGUCGUGGGCAGCAAACACCAAAGACAAAGGUCUACCUUGAUCGCACUCUCGAGUCGCAGCACAAGCGCCAUAUCGAGUCUUUUGUUCUAAGCGGGCAGCUGAUCCUUCUUCGCAAGGUACGCAAGCCUGGAACGCUCAUCAUAUGCUCUGCGCCAAGCUGUCAGCAUGCCGUAGGAGCUGGAUCAUUCUACAUCAGCCUGACCGGCCUGGACCAGCAAGAAAUCCACUAUGGUCUGGAAUGCCUAGAGAUCCUGUUCACGGAUAAGCCGACCACGAUGGGCCGAGCCAAGAGAGUCUUCAACCACUUCGCUCUGGACGGCGUUCUCGACGAUGACGUGUUUAUGCCGCACAAUCUCCCAUCCAACUCACUCGAAAGCCGUAUGCUUCGUCAGGAGAAGUUGGACGAGAUCCAAGAUGUCAUCAAGGAAGACCUGCAACACGAGCUUUCACGAUCAAUGGCCGCCGACUACACCAUCGACAACGACAGCCUUCUGCUGCAACGUCCUGCAAACCUCGAACCUCUCCGCGCACGCUACAAGAAGCAAGGCUUGACUGGAUACGAUCAACAUCUCGCUGCACGUGGCGGCAAGGCGUCUCAGGAUCAAGACCAUCAAUCAAGUGCAGAUGUUCCGCCAACAGCAGGCACCUUUCCUGUCGAUGACGGACUGGAUCUCAUCUGCUAUUGCCGAGAGCCAGUAGGCGAUGAAUACGUCGUACAGUGCUGUCACGAGCUCUGUCUCAUUGGGCGUUUCCACAUCAAGUGCUGCAAUGAGGAGGACUUCGAUAUAUACACUGGGGACUUCUAUUGCGAGUUCUGUGCCAACCUCGCCUGUUCAAAUCCAGAAGACGAGAGCACUGGUGAGCUACUUGCUGGAGCUACGUCAGAUGCUCUGGCGAUCGAAGCUACGGAGAUGUUGCCAGUCAACGACCAUUACCUCGCAGAAGGCGUCCCUGAAGUCAGCGAAGAACAACUCGAAACACCUUCCGAUGAGUCGCCUCGCACUCCAUCAACUCCUCGUACCCCUAAUCAGCAACUGAGCGUCGAUGUGAGCCACCUGUCGUCGCCAUAUUCUGGCUCGCCCACCCGAUUCGUCACCAUCAACUCUCGUCCAGUUCGACAAGAUGGAUCACCCACACGUACAGGCCUGGACGGUAUCUUCGAGGAUAAGCCCAAAGUCAUCGGUGCACUGGAGUCCACUGCCAAUAAUAACGGCUCUUCUCCGAUCACAUUCAUGGAUUUCGCCCCGUUCAUUACCUACGAAGCAAUGCCAAGUUCGACCGGGCUGCACGAGAACGAGAUCAUGAGACUCGAGGGCUGGCGCUAUUGUAUGCCGAGGAGCAAGCUCCUGUCGAGGCUGCCCCACGACAUGUUCAUCAAUGUUCUCAAUGCCGCCUACGCGCCGAGAACUGAUAUCAAGAUCGCUGCAGAACAGUGGAUCAACACGAUGGUGCACUUUGGUGGCAGAAAGCGAGUCGUCUUCGACAAGCUCAGCAAAUGGCUCAAGUACUAG
Molecule: messenger RNA, 1803 nt
Organism: Cyphellophora attinorum
Lineage: Eukaryota; Fungi; Ascomycota; Eurotiomycetes; Chaetothyriales; Cyphellophoraceae
Exons: 2
Coding region: 1-1803 (600 amino acids)
Source: RefSeq, a predicted model, not a curated record